Messenger RNA from Meloidogyne enterolobii, 1935 nucleotides. The record is from the annotation of a GenBank genome assembly. NCBI's taxonomy places the organism in Eukaryota, Metazoa, Nematoda, Chromadorea, Rhabditida, Meloidogynidae.
UUUUUUUUAUAAAAUUUUCUUCCAGCGCCCCCACAACUUCUCCCUUUGGAAGGCCAACAAUCUCCAAUUCGCAUUGCGUUGGGCACCAAAGGAUUUAAAUUGAGCUGUCCAGUUAGGACAAGUUCUGAAGAGGAAUGGGGACAUAAUAAUCAUCAAAUUAAUGAGGAAACAAAUUUAGAAAAUGAAUUAAUUAUUAAAUGGAGUAGAGAUGGGAGGGCUUUGGAGACUGGAAAUAAUGGGCAUUAUAAUAUGGCUAAUGGAAAUAGGGAUUUGUGGAUUUUACAGGCGAGGAGUGAAGAUAGUGGGCUUUAUCGAUGCACGGCCAUUAACGAGUGGGGCCAUCAAAGUGUAGAAUUUCGAUUACAAGUGUUUGACCCAACUAAUACAGUAGCUGAUGUUGUUAGAUCUAGUGAAAUAUCUGCCCCAACAUGGAAUGAACCCAUAGGCCCUCUUCCAAUCCAAAUACGUGUAAACAAAGGCAAACACAUUCAAUUACAAUGUCCUACAGCACAUGGAAAUCCUUUGCCUAGAAUGACUUGGUUAAGGCUGACAGGGCAUUCUGAACAAGAGCUAGGCAAAAUGUCGCAUCUCUCAUUUGACCGUGUUCGCCCUCAAGAUGCCGGAAUCUAUGCCUGUCGUUUAGAAAAUAAUCUAGGAGCGAUUAGAGCAGAUUUUUCACUUCAAAUAGUUGAACAAGAAGAGAGCGAAGAAAAAAUAUUCGUUGAAAAUAAUGAAGAAAAAACACAAAAUUUGCCUUCUAGAGGAAGUAUUUCCUCUUCAAUACCUUCACAUAUGAGAUCUGCAGCUUCAAAUGUUGUUCCCCCAUCAACUCCACGAAUUGAUGUACUUCACGGACAACAAAAAUUGCAUGUGGGGAAUACUGCAGAAUUGCAAUGCCGUGUUGAAUGGAGAGGGGAAAGGGACAAAACUGUGAUAAGAUGGCUUCGUCAAUUAGACAAUGCUGAUGUAAAUGCUGUUAAAGCGAAGGCACCCAAUUCUAGUCUUUUAAAACUUGGACAAAUUACAUUGUUGAUGAUUGAACAGGAAGACGAACCUGUCCGUGAUUCUGGCCGUUAUUUCUGUGUUGUAACAAACCCUGCUGGCCAAUUUGUUUACCGUUCAAUAAACAUUUCUGUCGUCGACUCCAAUUCAUUAAUUCCUUCAACCCAUGCUUUAUUGAAUCUUUACUUGUCUCAAUCGCCUCUUUUUAGAGCCUUAACUCUUUGCCUGUUAGGCUUGUUUAUAAUUGGAUUUAUUCCUUUAAUUGGCUGGCUUUUUUUUGUUAGAAUAUAUAACAAUGGAAGGAAACAACAAAAAUUAAAAGAAAAAUUUUCUGAAGGGAAAAAUCAAAAAGAAAGUUUAAAUCAACUGCCAAAUACCUUAACAUCAUCUUCUUCAACCUCGGCAACCAAUAGCAACAACAACACAAAAAUAAGCAAUAUAAAUACAAACAACAAUCAGAAUUUAAAUCAAAAUUUAAAUCAGAAUUUAAUCCAAACAUUUUCAACUGACCCUUAUUUUAAUAAUAAUUGUUUUCUGCCUCCCCCGCCACGCAUUCCUCCACCUAUUCUACCUGUUAAUAAUUCAUCUGCUGUAAAUUGGCCUUCUUUACCAAUGCAGGCUUCAACUUUAGAAAGAUAUGUUAGAACGAAUAAACCUCAAAUGUUGCAUAGAACUAGGGCGGAUGAAGAAAUGAGUAAAAUUAGCAGUCAUAUUUAUGCUUCCGGUUCCCCCCUACCUAUAUCAGUAAAUUAUAAUAAUCCAAGAAUGUUUAAUAAUCAACUCAAUUUUAAUGAAAUGAAUAAUCCUUUAAUUAAUAAAGGACAGAACAUUAAUAUUAAUAAAAUGAGUAAUAAAUUAAUUGAAGAACAAAGAAGGCCUUUAAUCGAGGCUUAUAGGUCAACAGAGCUAUUAAACUAUAAAAUUGAUCUAUAG